Messenger RNA from Cuscuta campestris, 939 nucleotides. The record is from the annotation of a GenBank genome assembly. Lineage: Eukaryota; Viridiplantae; Streptophyta; Magnoliopsida; Solanales; Convolvulaceae.
CUAUAUGGCCGUGAACCACCUACUAUUUUACCAUAUACCCAAGGGGAAUGCUCACUGCCAGCCGUAGAUACACUCCUCACAGAGCGAGCGGAGACACUAAUUCGGCUCCGUCGGAAUUUGGAAUUGGCGCAACAAAGGAUGCGGGCGGCAGCCGAUAAGCAUCGGCGCGAGGUUCAUUUUGAGGUCGGUGAUCUCGUCUUGCUAAAGUUGCAACCGUACAGGCAGCACUCGGUCGUGACGCGCCGGUCACAAAAGCUCACCCGGCGUUAUUACGGGCCCUUUCGCGUUACGGCCAAGGUGUGGUCGGCGGCCUAUCGUUUACAACUACCAAAUGGUUCCCGCAUACACCCCGUAUUCCAUGUUUCCCUGUUGAAACCCUUCCGGGGGGACGCAUCGCGCAUCUCACCUUUGCCAUUACCUGGGGAAUUCCGCCAUGGGGACCCCGUCUCGAGGCCAAUUCGUAUUCAUGCUCAGCGCAGAGUGCUUGUCGGAGGAGCUACGGAAGUACAAGGGUUAGUGGAAUGGUCGGACGGCGAUAAUGACGAUGCUACGUGGGAGCCCUUGGACAAACUACGCCAAUUCUAUCCGGACUUACACCUUGAGGACAAGGUGGUAAUUGAACAAGGGGAGAGUGUUACGACCGAAUCCCAGGGCGAGGUGCAUGGCAAACCAGGGACGCAGGCACCGAAGCAAGACAAUGUGGGAGCACAUCCAUGCAAGGAGUUACGUCGGGGGUCGAGGGAAAGGAGACCUCCGGCGUGGCGGAAGGAUUAUGAGACUUAAUAUUUUAUUGGUAUUUAAUUUAUUUUAUUGUCAUUGUACCUUAGAUUUUCUUAGGUGAGCGAAUUAUAAGCUCCUUCGAGGGUUUCUUUUCGGUUCUUUACCUCGAUGCCUUUUUUUUUAACCGACAGGAUAGAUAUUAGUUAAUUAGGGUUUGGG